Leptomonas pyrrhocoris is the source of this 1236-nucleotide messenger RNA. RefSeq lists its product as hypothetical. The record is from RefSeq and is a predicted model, not a curated record. Gene Ontology annotation, cellular component: nucleolus. Bases 133 to 1236 code for a protein of 367 amino acids. Gene Ontology annotation, molecular function: methyltransferase activity. The transcript has a single exon. NCBI's taxonomy places the organism in Eukaryota, Euglenozoa, Kinetoplastea, Trypanosomatida, Trypanosomatidae.
GCUCCAAGUGCAGCUCAAACGCCCCUCUUUUCUUUCGUCAACGUCGGCAGCACGUAGCGUGUGUGUGUGUGUGUGCCUGUGUGUUGACGGGAAAAGAAACAACAAGCACACAGCAACAACAACAAAAGAAAAAUGUUAGGCGGUCGCCACUUUCAGAAGAAGUUCGACAAGAAGCAGAAGAAGAAGAAUGCAAAGAGAGAAGGUCAGCCCCAUGCGCACGGCAAGAGCCCAGGCGGUGGCGAUGCGCCGGCCGCGCUGAAGAAGAAGGACGGGAGCAACGUCAAAGGCCCCAUUGUGUCGUAUGGCGACGUAACGGCCUCUCGCGACUCGGCCAACAAUCGCAAGAAUAUUCCCUUCUCCAGUGCGAUGGAGGAGAAGAUGUACCGCAAGGCGCACCGCGUACCGAAGUACAACGCUAUUGUGAACCCGACGCAGCAGAAUUUGGCGAAGGCGACGGGGGCGAGCAGCGCGGCACAGCGACGGCGUGUGCUGCGCCAGAAGGGCGACGACGAGCUGCUCGACCACUUCCGCAACCGCCUGAACGCCAGCACUUUUCGUCUGCUGAACGAGCAGGUGUACGCCGCCCCGACGACGCUGGCGAGCCGGCUGCUGCGCGAUGAGGCGACCUUCAAGGACUACCACACCGGGUAUCACCAGCAGCUCGUGCAGUGGCCCAUCAACCCCAAUAGCGUCAUAGUGGAAUCGCUGCUCGGCGACCGCCGUGGCCGAUUUCUCGCGAACAAAGGCAAGAGCAUGCCCGGGUACAUUCCACCUUCCUGGGUGGUGGCGGACAUGGGCUGCGGGGAGGCCCAGAUCGCCGCGGCGCUGAAGCCGAAGGGCUACACGGUGCACUCGUUCGACUUCUGCGCACUGAACCCGAACGUGACGGUGGCGGACACAACGAAGGUUCCAUUAGAGAGCAACAGCGUGGACGUGUGUGUCUUUUCCUUAAGUCUCAUGUCGACCGACUACGAAAGGAGCCUAUUUGAGGCGUUCCGCAUUUUGAAGCCGAAGCGUUUGCUUAAGAUUAUCGAGGUGCGCUCACGCGUGCCGUUCCCGCGCAAGUUUGCCGAGAUGGUCGAGGACAUCGGCUUCGAUGUCGACUACACGGAUGUGGCGGGCGAUUACUUCGUCGUGUUUGACUUCAUAAAGAGGGACGGACAGGCGAAGGCGAACACGGAGUUGCGUCAUCGACCGGGCGACGUGCUCGUGCCGUCCUUGUAUAAGAAGCGAUGA